This is a messenger RNA of Zychaea mexicana, 414 nucleotides long. RefSeq lists its product as uncharacterized. The transcript is spliced from 2 exons. NCBI's taxonomy places the organism in Eukaryota, Fungi, Mucoromycota, Mucoromycetes, Mucorales, Lichtheimiaceae. The coding region runs from base 1 to 414 and encodes 137 amino acids. The record is from RefSeq and is a predicted model, not a curated record.
AUGUAUAAAGUACUCACUCUAUGUACGUUUAGUUAUACCUAUGUUCUUAGUGUCUUGAAAAAAGUGACAUACAACGAACUGUACGGAAACAACAUUCGUAUUAUGUACGAUGUUGGUUGUAAGCUACGAACUGCUUUAAAGAAAACACCAGAGUUGAAGGACAUCGAAGAUGUUCCCAUUGCGGUCGGUAUCUUUCAUAUUACCGGACACAAUGUUGCUUGCCAAAUCCAAUUUCACCCUCGUUUGGUAAAAGGCUUUGGCAUGAUCGAUGGCGAGUGGCUAGAGCGAAUGUGGUCAUACCUCAACGGUUUUGUAUCCAUCACACGUACUAUGUCGUCUCUCAACAGGCGACUCGCCUUUACUAUUGCGCUCGAGUUUUUCGCAAAAGAAAAAAUUGACAACAUUGGUACAUAA